AUUGGUAGUAAUUAGUAAAGUAAACAACGUUCACCUAUCUCUCUGUCUUGUAACCGUUACUUCUUCUCCUUCUUCUUCUUCCUCCAAACCAAACCCCACAAUCUCUCUCUCUCUCUCUUUCUUCAGCUCGCUCUCACUCUCUUUCUCUCUCUGUAAUGGAACCAGCAAAAAUAGACUGGAAAAACAUUGAGUCAAAGUUUGUAGAAGAUGAGCUUUACGAGCACAUAAACGCACCCAAAUGGUUCGAUUUCUUGUCCCCAAACGACCACCCUGUGGACGAUGAGUCUUGGUUUUGCAGACCCGAUUGCAACCACCCAAAGACAGCUGAAGAUUUUCUCAAAUCUACUCCUUCUAAGCUUGCAAUCCCAGCUGGUGUUUCCCAAAUCUCUCCACUUGGUGAUAGAAGCCAAAGAGAGACCAAGUUGAAGAGAAGAGGGGUAGCUCAAGCUUGGGUAACACCAAUUGGUAACUCCAAUUUCAAUGAGGACAGCGAAAACCACAAUCCAAAUUUGUCAACUCCUUUAAACAACAACAGCCAUGCUAAGGUCAUCAAGUCGGCUUUCAAAUCAAGCACUGAAAAGAAAGAAGCUGUUGAAGUUCCAUUGCAACGGAACAACAAUGAGGUGCUGCCACCGAGGCUGAAAAGCACGCUCUCGGCGAGGAACUUGUUCGCAGGACGGGAUAUUCUGAAUCAGAUUACUGAGUUCUGCAGUGAAUUGAAGAGAAUGGCAAUAAGAACAAAGGAGAGAGAUAGUGUGAGGAAGAGUGUUGAGAGUGUGAAGGAAAAUGUGGUGAUGGAGGGAAAGAUUAAAGGUGAGGUCUUGGUUGAGUUGGAUUGGAAAGGGAAGGAGAGGAAGCCAUUGCUUGAUGGAGUUAAAGAUAAACCUCAUGAGAUGGAGAGAGGCAUUCUUAAAGAGAAGCCACUAGAGAUGGAGAGGAGCAUUCUCAAGGAGAAGCCAAGAAGGAAAAAAAGAAACGAUGAGACAGAGAACACGCCUAUCUCCAAGACUAAGAACUUGGUCUUAGAGAAUGUAAAACGCAAAGGCGAGGAUAACUUGUUUCAAAUCCGAACAAAUCCUCCCUCUCCUCAAUGCUUUUCUGCCACAAGGGGUGGAGGAGCUGCCGGGAAGACUGCUACUACCACCACCACCACCACCCCCACCCCUUCAAAGCUUUCCAAAUCCAAACUCAUGGAGAGGGGAAUCCUUCAAGAACAGAAUAAGCAAGUAUUAUUAGUAGCAAAGGAGGAGUCCAUGGAGAAAAACAAAACCGCUUCUUCUAUUGUUGAUGCAAAAGAAGCAAAGACUUUGGAUGUAUUUUGGUUUCUGAAGCCUUGCACACUAUCCACCUACGGUGCUUAAAAUUAUUUUACCUUACAUCAUUACAAUUUACAAAUCCAUUCUUUCAUUUAUUUCUUAAUAAAGUUAUCUGCCCCAUCAGAUUCAUUCUUUCUCAUACAUCAUACCCUUUAGUAUUCUUUCUUUCUUUCAUUCAUUCAUUAUUCUUGUUGUUGUUGAUAAAACUGUAAGUAAAAAUUCAUUAUCUAUGAAUAAAAAAGUAUUCUUUUU
Molecule: messenger RNA, 1568 nt
Organism: Humulus lupulus (European hop)
Lineage: Eukaryota; Viridiplantae; Streptophyta; Magnoliopsida; Rosales; Cannabaceae
Exons: 6
Coding region: 156-1361 (401 amino acids)
Source: RefSeq, a predicted model, not a curated record